Cutaneotrichosporon oleaginosum is the source of this 565-nucleotide messenger RNA. The record is from RefSeq and is a predicted model, not a curated record. Lineage: Eukaryota; Fungi; Basidiomycota; Tremellomycetes; Trichosporonales; Trichosporonaceae.
CACCAUCCUCUCGCACGGCUGGGCGAGCAUAUAAGCACGCUGCGCCCCCGUCCGUUACAUCGCCACCCGAUCUCGCCCCGCCUCCCUCUCAGUGUUAUCCGGUCUCCUUCAUCCUGUCUCAUUUCGUCGCCUGCACCAUGUCCGCCCCCAUCGCCAUCCCGACGGGCCAGACGCCGCCGACAUCGACAUCGACCUCGACCUCGCCCGCCACCACGCCCACGCCCGCGCCCACGCUCGCGGCCCUCCUCCCCUCUCCCGGGCUGGGGAAGCGCAAGCGCGAGGUCUCGCAUAUCAGCGGCAUCCCCGUCGCGGUCGUCCUCGCGCCCGCCAAGAUCACGGGGGCGCGCGAGGUGCGCACCCACCGCCGCAUCGAGAAGACAUCUACCGCUGGCCACAUGCCGGCUGCUGAAGCUGAGGCCGAGGCCGGGGUCGAGGAGGCAGAGGGCGAGUGGAGCGACGACGAUAUCACCGUCCUCGUCUAGCUCUCAGUGCUGCGUCCUCUGUACUGCGCAGUCGGUGCCACUCGCCGAUGCUGCGCAGGAGAUUGUAGAAGCCAUCUGGCGUG